Molecule: messenger RNA, 2242 nt
Organism: Amyelois transitella
Lineage: Eukaryota; Metazoa; Arthropoda; Insecta; Lepidoptera; Pyralidae
Exons: 2
Coding region: 457-2220 (587 amino acids)
Source: RefSeq, a predicted model, not a curated record
GUUGUUACGCGGUGCUAAUCUAUGAAGAUCGCCGAUGCAGCGUUGAUCUAAAACAACACUGCACACGGCCCGCGGUGCAGCGUCGGCAUAACGUGCAGCGCGUGACUCGCUAUGACGUCAACGGUGGCUUCGCAAUAUCGGAAAUACGGAAAUCAUGUUACUUUUGAUUCACACUUCGAUCAUUGUCAUUGUCUUAGAAAUAAUUAACUAAAUGUAAUUUUUACUUUAAAAUUAAAUCUUUUCAAAUAACUUUGCUUUUUUUUGGGACCUCCGGUUGUAGCCCACAUAAUUGGCGCAGUGGGUAGGAUAACUCGAGCCAGUGCGCGAUCGGUUUUUACGAAACGUUGCUCCCAAUCGCUACUGGUUGAGCUUUCAAGCCUUCAUCGAGACUUCAAGAAUCUACGGGCGCUGCAGUCCAGAGGUGAAUCCAGCUAUCGAUUCGUCCAAGAAAAAGCUAUGCUGACGCUCCUGAUCCUUCACCUGGUCCUGCCCAUGGCUCUACCUCAAGAGAUAAGACUUGAGAGCCUAGACAAUGGACCCGGCAUCUUACCUUUCAAACUAGGCGAGGCUAAAAUCAUAUCCCAUCAUCACUCCUUCAUUCAGAAUGUUAACUUGGACCUUUUACAAGAUAAAAUUAACUCCGUAAAUGACCAGUUAUUAACUAGCAGCCCCGAUCUUCACAAUAAAACUAAUUUAUUAUUCCAGCCUCAUAUAGACUAUCUUAAAAAUAAACUUAAAAACGUGUCUGAGCAACUUAAAUCUUUUGAGACGGGUCGUGUAAAGAGAGGUCUCAUAGAUGGUCUCGGCAGUGUCGUAAAAAGCAUUACAGGUAACCUUGAUUACACCGAUGCGCUACAUUAUAAUCACGCAAUAAAAGCUCUCGAAGAAGACGAACAUAGGCUUGCUACCGAAUUUAAUCAACAUGUUAGUUUAACAAAAGAUCUCACUUCCCAAUAUUCCAAAAUUAUCAAUGAUAUAGUAAAGAACCAGAACAAAAUGGCGGACUUAAUUAAUAGAAUUAACGAAAGUGAUGCAAGUAGGGAUUAUGAUUUAAUAAAAUAUGCACAUCUAGCUCAGAUGCUUAUCAUUCUUAGCGAUAACGUAGAUUCUAUCUCACAAGAAUUAACUCGUUUACAAAACAUCUUAGCAUUCAUAAGAACCUCUACUAUGCACCAUUCAGCUAUUAGUUUAGAUGAAAUACGGAAUAUAUUACACAAACUGACAGCUAUAUAUGGCCGAGAUAGAAUAAUUGAUUUAGACAUCAGAGAAUAUUAUGAGUUAGUUAGAUUAGGUUCAUAUUACGUAGGAAAUAAUAUAGUAAUAGUAUAUAAAUUCCCAAUUUUCCAGCUUCCUAUAUAUGACUUAUACAAGUUAUCUAUCAUACCUAACAGAUUUCAUGAAGUCCUUAUACCGCCUUCUCCUUUCCUAGCCAUCUUCCAGAAAGAUUUCAAGAACAUAGAGGCUGAAUGCCCGAAGUCUAGUAAAUGGUUUAUAUGCGAGGAAAAACGAAGUUUGCAGAACCGCCCAUCACAGAGCUGCAUACCUGAACUUAUCACCACACAGAAAAGGAAUCCAACAUGCCAGCCCAUCGCGAUCACUUUGGACCAAAUAGCUUACGAGGAACUUGAUGACAGAUAUUACACCAUAAACUUCCCAUCUCCUACGAAGAUUCACCUAUCCUGCGGACAAGACCUUUACAAAGAAGUUAACGGCAGCUAUCUACUAACUAUACCACAGAAUUGCUAUAUAGAAACAUCUCAACUACAUAUUACUAACAAGAAAGAUCGUUUGAAAGGCCACGUGCUCAAAAUCAUGGAUCUACCCCAUAAAGAAACGAACAUUCAGACUCCAGCUCCAACCCUGAAACUUAACUCAAUAAACCUGGAACACUUACAUACUACCAACACAAAAAUUAUGCAAGAAUCCCCACAUAUUAUACAAGCUACAAAUGAUUACGGAAUCUAUCACACUACGAUCCCGCUAUACCUAUCAUUGUUCGGUGCAUGCGCACUCGUUAGCUACGUUGCCUAUCGCAAAUACGUGCUAAAUUCUAAGGGGACUACAGAUGACAAUCCACAAAGCUGUCCAGAUCAACCUGAAAGGAUUUACACCAUCCCGGAACCCAGCGAGAGGACAAGAUGUAACCAACCCCCACCUCAAUUUACUACGAAAAUCAUCGGUGGUGGCUGUUCUUCGGCGGGAGGUGUUACGCGGUGCUAAUCUAUGAAGAUCGCCGAUGCAG